Macrosteles quadrilineatus (aster leafhopper) is the source of this 504-nucleotide messenger RNA. It is a transcript of the gene COX7A, whose product is annotated as cytochrome c oxidase subunit 7A, mitochondrial. NCBI's taxonomy places the organism in Eukaryota, Metazoa, Arthropoda, Insecta, Hemiptera, Cicadellidae. Bases 1 to 411 code for a protein of 136 amino acids. The transcript has 4 exons. The record is from RefSeq and is a predicted model, not a curated record. Gene Ontology annotation, biological process: mitochondrial respirasome assembly; regulation of oxidative phosphorylation; mitochondrial electron transport, cytochrome c to oxygen.
AUGGUGCUGCCUAGCGGUGACACGAGCGGCACUCGUAAGUCGGCCGCCGGGCCUGCAGCGGCCGUACGAGUAACGAGUAACGCUUCAAAGUGUACACAGUACACAUCAGCUACAGAACUGCUAGUGGCGGUGUUCUGUUCACAAAUUAUGCCAAUGAGCUGCAGGAAGCUUGUUCCCUUUGUUACCCGCCAAUUCUCCACCACAGCUCGCAGACAAGCUGAUGUUGUCCAUCCUGGCUACAAGGAGUUAAAAGUAAAACAGGAAUUGUUCCAGAAAGAAGAUGGAGUUCCUGUUCAUCUUAAGAAAGGUGUAGUGGAUUCAAUCGUUUACAGGUUCACAAUGGGCCUUGGUGUCUUCGGAGUUGGUGCCAGUCUUUUUUCCUUCUACAAACUUGCAACCGGUCAAAAGUAAAAGAUCUUCAUCAAAAGAUCGCCAAUUGAAAAAUAGGAUAAAUUAUUACUUGUUAAAUUUAAGAAAAUAAAAUUAAUGUAGACCUAACGUAAA